GGACUCCAAGAUGGCGUCAGUCGUACCAUUGAAGGAGAAGAGACUCAUGGAUGUCAAAAUAGGGGAGCUGCCAAGCUGGAUACUGAUGUGGGACUUCACCCCCAAAGGCACUGCUGGAGCAUUUCAAAGAGGUUACUACAGGCAUUACAACAAGUAUAUCAAUGUGAAGAAAAGGAGCGUUGCUGAGGUUUCUAUGGUGCUGGCAGCUUACGUGCUUUUCAACUACGGCCGUUCUUAUGAGGAACUAAAACCUGAGCGAAGACGCAAGUACCCCUGA
Molecule: messenger RNA, 277 nt
Organism: Molossus molossus (Pallas's mastiff bat)
Lineage: Eukaryota; Metazoa; Chordata; Mammalia; Chiroptera; Molossidae
Product: ATP synthase subunit f, mitochondrial-like
Exons: 1
Coding region: 11-277 (88 amino acids)
Biological process (GO): proton motive force-driven mitochondrial ATP synthesis
Molecular function (GO): proton-transporting ATP synthase activity, rotational mechanism
Source: RefSeq, a predicted model, not a curated record